Molecule: messenger RNA, 13975 nt
Organism: Hemiscyllium ocellatum (epaulette shark)
Lineage: Eukaryota; Metazoa; Chordata; Chondrichthyes; Orectolobiformes; Hemiscylliidae
Product: obscurin-like
Exons: 46
Coding region: 99-12086 (3995 amino acids)
Molecular function (GO): protein binding
Source: RefSeq, a predicted model, not a curated record
CUUGACGGGCAAACUGUUUCCCGUCCCUGCCCAGAAUUUUCAGCUAACUGGUCGGUGCCUGGCCAGAGAAGUCUCAUUCGAUCCCUGAGCAUUCUUCAAUGGAUGUCUUCGGUGGAGCUCCGAGAUUUUUAUCAUAUCCCAGGACGUUCACGGUGCCCAAUGGGGCAGACGCCGUUCUCAAGUGUCAAAUCGCUGGGGACCCUCGUCCGACUGUGAUCUGGGAGAGGGACAAGACUCAGAUCUCACCUCACGGUCGCUACCGGUUCCUGGAGGACGGCAAUGUCUACAGCCUGGUGGUGUCGCAGGCGAGGGUGGAGGACAGUGGGCAGUACAUCUGCAAGGCCAAGAACAGCGUGGGGGAGACCUACGCGGCCGCCACCCUCAAGGUGGAGGAGUGCGACGGGGACCCGGAGAACCGGCCGGUCUUCGUGGUCAAGCCCACCUCGGCCAGGGUGGUCCGCGGCCACGACGUGGUCUUCACCGGGCGGCUGGCCGGCUCCCCGACGCCGGCGGUGACCUGGGAGAAGGACGGCAAGAAGCUGACCGAGAUCUUCGAGAGCGGGCACUUCAGCGAAGGCUGCGACGGCGAAGGCUGGCACCACCUGAAGAUCUUCAGCGCCCGCAUGCCCGACGCGGGGGUCUACCUGUGCAAGGCGCGCAACCCUCUCGGCGAGGCCAUGUCGGCGGCCGUCCUCCUCGUGGAGCCGGGCGACGCCCCCCACGAGCCAGCCCCGCCCACAACCGCCAGCAACGGCCUUGGGGUCAGCGAGGGGUCGGGCGCCCAACGGAUCCGGCGCGAGGCGCGGCGCGGGAAAAGGCACCGCCUCCCUCACCGUGAGCCGCAGUCAGCCUCCGGCGUCGCCCGCCAGAGCCACGCCACUGAAGACCCACCGAGGGCCUGCAAAGUCAAAGUCUUCUCCGUGACAGAGGGCAAGCACGCGAAGUUCCGGUGCUAUGUCACCGGGAAGCCCAAGCCCGAGAUUUUCUGGAGAAAGGACGGUCGGCUGGUCGCCCCUGGUAGGCGUCACCUCCUCUACGAGGACAGGGAGGGCUACUUCAUCCUCAAGGUGCUGUACUGCAAGCAGCAGGAUAAUGGCCUGUACGCUUGUGCUGCCUCCAAUGCAGCUGGUCAGACCCUCAGCUCAGUGCUGCUCAACGUCAAAGAACCUCGCAUCAAAUUUAAGAACCAGUUGCAGGAUGUCGAGGUGAACGAGAGGGAGCAGGCGAUCUUGGAAUGUGAGGUCCCGGGAGACUCGAUCCCAGCUGUCUGGUAUCUUGAAGACCGCAAGUUACACUCCAGUGCCAAGUACAUUAUUGAGCAGCAAGGGGCAGUACAUCGCCUUACCAUUAAGGAUAUAACCAUGGAUGACGAUGGAGUUUACCUCUGUGAGAUGAAAGAUGGUGGCAGGAGCAUUGCUGAGGUGGCAGUAAAAGGUAAAAUCGUGAAGCGGUUACCACGAAAACUGGACGUAGUGGAGGGAGAGAAUGCAGCCUUCUGUGUGGACCUCGAUGAGGAGAAUGUGGAGGUGUCCUGGUACAAGGAUGGGGAGCUGCUGACUGAAUCCCAUAAAACAAUCAUCAAGUCCUUUGGGAAAACCCACAUUCUGGUCUUUGUUAAUGUCACAGUGGAAGAUUCUGGUGUCAUCACCUUCGUUAUCAGUGACUCCAAAUCAUCAUCGCAGCUUCGUGUGAAACCCAGGAGACAUAUACCUCCCAGUGCCCCAGUGAAUGUACGGAUGAGCUGUGAGAAGCCCAAUGUAGCCUCCCUGCUGUGGGCAUCACCACCCGACUGCCAGCGGAAUGGGGUGACUGGUUACGUGAUUGAGAGACAGGAGCUGGGCACUGAGGAGUGGGUGCGCUGCCUGACCACUGAUGGCAGCACAGUAGUGGAGAUCCUGGGAGAGAGCGUUUCCAAUGAGGCCCGCUACCGAUUCCGGGUCUGCUCCGUCAACAACUAUGGGAAGAGCGAGCAGGUGGAAUUCCCUGGAGUGGUGCACCUAGUCCCUUCGGCGAGGAUUCGGACUCACCUCAGUGACAUGACGUUGUAUCAGGACACUGAUGCAGAGUUCACCAUUGAGCUGUCCACCUCUGUUCUGGGAACAUGGCACAUGAAGGGGCAGCAGCUUCACAAUGAUGAAAGGUUCAAGAUCGACCAGUCGAGGACACGUCACAUGCUGCUGAUCAGAGGAGUCAAAGUGGAGGAGAAUGAGUCGGAGAUAACAUUUGUUGCUCAUGGAGUGCGAGAUUCGGCCAUUCUAUUUGUCAAAGCUGUUCCGGUGAAGAUCACACUGGGUCCAGGGAUGGAGACCGUGCAGCAGCUCACAGCCUCCGAGUCAAUUGUCCUUUGUUGUGAGGUGUCAAGGCCCAACACCAAAGUCCAGUGGUGUAAAGAUGGAGAGAUCCUCACUCCAAGUGACCGUGUCUCUGUCCAUUCGUCAGGCCACGUUCGGAAGCUCGUCGUCCAAUCUGCCCGGCCGUCAGAUUCUGGACAAUACGUCUGUGAUGCUGCUGAGGAUGCCCUCAUGUUCACUGUUAAUGUUUUGGAAUCUCCAGUGAGGAUAGUGAAUACAACCGAUGAUACAAAGAUGGAGUAUCUCACUUCGGAGUGCAUUGUGUUGACUUGUGAGCUCUCCCGCUCCAAUGCUGAAGUGAAAUGGUAUAAAAAUGGACUGGAAAUCGAAGGAAGUGGAAAGGUUAAGAUGGAGUCACAUGGAGUCCACAGGAGUCUAAUUAUUGAGAAGGCUGGAACAGAAGAUUCUGGAGAAUAUGUCUGUGAUGCAGGGGACGAUUCCAUCUUCUAUGACAUCACCGUGAGAGAGCCUCCAAUGAGAAUUGUCAACAGUUCCUCUUCGGUGUUGAGUGUACUGACUGGGGGUGAAAUUGUCCUCUCGUGUGAGGUCUCACAACCCAAGGCAGAAGUGAGAUGGUACAAGGAUGGAGUGGAGGUGGAGCAGAGUGAGAGAUCCAUGAUGGAGGUGGACAGAAGGUACAGGAAGUUGACCAUUUGCCCAGCUGCUCUGGGGGACCAAGGAACGUAUGUGUGCAAAGCAGUUGACAACUCAGCGAAGUUUGAAGUGACUGUGUCUGAUCCUCCGGUGAGAAUUGUCAACAGCACCUCUCCGGCGUUGAAUGUACUGACCGGGAGUGAGCUUGUUCUUUUGUGUGAGGUCUCGCAGCCUGAGGCAGAGGUGAGAUGGUACAAGGAUGGGGUGGAGGUGGAGCACAGUGAGAGGGCCAUGAUGGAGGUGGACGGAAGAUGUAGGAGGCUGACGAUCCACUCUGCUACUAUGGGGGACCAAGGAACAUAUGUGUGCGACGCAGUUGACAUCUCAGCCAAGUUUGAAGUGACUGUGUAUGAACCUCCGGUGAGAAUCAUCACCAGUUCCUCUCCAGUAUUGAGCGUACUGACCGGGAGUAAAAUUUUCCUCUCGUGUGAGCUCUCUCAGCCCCAAGGAGAGGUGAGAUGGCACAAGGAUGGGGUGGAAGUGGAGCAAAGUGAGAGAUCCACAAUGGAAGUGGAUGGAGCGUGCAGGAGGCUGACCAUCUACCCAGCUGUGAUGGAGGACCAAGGAAUAUAUAUGUGCGAUGCAGUUGAUGACUUGGCCAAGUUUGAAGUGACUGUGUCCGAACCUCCGGUAAGAAUCAUCAACAGUUCGUCUCCAGUGUUGAGUGUAUUGAUUGGGGCUGAGGUUGUCCUGACGUGUGAGCUCUCUCGGCCAAAGGCCGAGGUGCGUUGGUCCAAGGAUGGAGUUGAAGUAAAGCAGAACGAGAACUGCAGGAUGGAGGUGGAUGGAAGAUUCAGGAGACUGACCAUCCGUCAGGUUGCAGUGGGGGACGGAGGAACAUAUCUGUGUGAUGCAGUCGAUGAUACGGCCAAGUUUGAAGUGACUGUGUCUGAGCCUCCUAUAAGAAUCAUGAACCAUUCCUCGCCGGUGUUGAGUGUACUGAUCGGGAGCGAGAUUGUCCUGUCAUGUGAACUCUCACGGCCCGAGGCCACGGUGAGAUGGUACAAGGAUGGGGUCGAGGUGGCCCAGACCAAGAGGUCCACAAUGGAAGUAGACAGAGGCUACAGGAGGCUGACUAUCCGCCAGGUUACAUUGGGGGACCAAGGGAUGUACCUGUGUGACGCAAUUGAUGACUCAGCCAAGUUUGAAGUGACCGUUUCUGAGCCUCCUAUAAGAAUCAUGAACCAUUCCUCGCCGGUGUUGAGUGUACUGACCGGGAGCGAGAUUGUCCUGUCAUGUGAACUCUCACGGCCCGAGGCUACGGUGAGAUGGUACAAGGAUGGGGUCGAGGUGGCCCAGACCAAGAGGUCCACAGUGGAAGUAGACAGAGGCUACAGGAGGCUGACUAUCCGCCAGGUUACAUUGGGGGACCAAGGGAUGUACCUGUGUGACGCAAUUGACGACUCAGCCAAGUUUGAAGUGACCGUGUCUGAGCCUCCUAUAAGAAUCAUGAACCAUUCCUCGCCGGUGUUGAGUGUACUGAUCGGGAGCGAGAUUGUCCUGUCAUGUGAACUCUCAGGGCCCGAGGCCACGGUGAGAUGGUACAAGGAUGGGGUCGAGGUGGCCCAGACCAAGAGGUCCACAAUGGAAGUAGACAGAGGCUACAGGAGGCUGACUAUCCGCCAGGUUACAUUGGGGGACCAAGGGAUGUACCUCUGUGAUGCAAUUGAUGACUCAGCCAAGUUUGAAGUGACCGUGUCUGAGCCUCCAGUAAGAAUUGUCAACAGUUCGUCUCCGGUUUUGAGUGUACUGACUGGGGCUGAGGUUGUCCUGUCAUGUGAGCUUUCUCGGCCCAAGGCUGAGGUGAGGUGGUACAAAGAUGGAGUUGAGCUGAAGCAGAACAAGAACUGCACGGUGGAGGUGAAUGGAAGACGCAGGAGACUGACCAUCCGCCAGGUUACAGUGGGGGACGGAGGGAUAUAUCUGUGUGAUGCUGUCGACGAUUCUGUCAAGUUUGAAGUGACUGUGACCGUGCCUCCGGUAAGAAUCAUUAACAGUUCAUCUCCGGUAUUGAGUGUACUGACCGGGGCUGAGGUUGUCCUGUCUUGUGAGCUCUCUCGGCCCAAGGCCGAGGUGAGAUGGUACAAAGAUGGGGUUGAGCUGAAGCGGAACAAGAACUGCAGGAUGGAGGUGGACGGAAUUCGCAGGAGACUGACCAUCCGCCAGGUUACAGUGAGGGACGGAGGGUUAUAUCUGUGUGAUGCGGUUGACGACUCGGCCAAGUUUGAAGUGACUGUGACCGAGUCUCCAGUCAGAAUCAUAAACAGUUCCUCUCCAGUAUUGAGUGUGCUGACAGGGAAUGAGGUUGUCCUGUCAUGUGAGCUGUCACGGCCCAAGGUCGAAGUGAGAUGGUACAAGGAUGGAGUGGAGGUGGAGCGGAAUGAGAAGUGCACAAUGGAGGUGGACGGAAGACGCAGGAGGCUGACCAUCCAGCAGGUUACAGUGGGGGACCGAGGAACUUACGUGUGUGAUGCAGUCGAUGACUCAGCAAAGUUUGAAGUGGCCGUGUCUGAGCCUCCAGUAAGGAUUAUGAACAGUUCCACCCCAGUAUUGAGCGUACUGACUGGGAGUGAGGUUGUUCUGUUAUGUGAGCUCUCUCAGUCUAAUGCCGAGGUGAGAUGGUUCAAGGAUGGUGUGAAGGUGGAGCGGAAUGAGAAAUGCACAAUGGAAAUAGAGGGAAGACACAGAAGGCUGACUAUCCGCCAGGUUACACUGGGGGACCAAGGGAUGUACCUGUGUGACGCAGUUGAUGACUCAGCCAAGUUUGAAGUGACCGUGUCUGAUCCUCCGGUAAGAAUCGUCAACAGUUCAUCUCCGGUAUUGAGUGUACUGACCGGGGCUGAGGUUGUUCUGACGUGUGAGCUCUCUCGGCCCAAGGCCGAGGUGAGAUGGUACAAGGAUGGGGUUGAAGUGAAGCAGAACGAGAACUGCAGGAUGGAGGUGGAUGGAAGACGCAGGAGACUGACCAUUCGCCAGGUUACAGUGGGGGACGGAGGGAUAUAUCUAUGUGAUGCUAUUGACGACUCGGCCAAGUUUAAAGUGACUGUGUCCGAUCCUCCGGUAAGAAUCGUCAACAGUUCAUCUCCGGUAUUGAGUGUACUGACCGGGGCUGAGGUUGUCCUGACGUGUGAGCUCUCUCGGCCCAAGGCCGAGGUGAGAUGGUACAAGGAUGGGGUUGAAGUGAAGCAGAACGAGAACUGCAGGAUGGAGGUGGAUGGAAGACGCAGGAGACUGACCAUUCGCCAGGUUACAGUGGGGGACGGAGGGAUAUAUCUAUGUGAUGCUAUCAACGACUCGGCCAAGUUUAAAGUGACUGUGUCCGAGCCUCCGGUCAGAAUCGUAAACAGUUCCUCCCCGGUAUUGAAUGUACUGACUGGGAAUGAGGUUGUCCUGUCAUGUGAACUGUCACGACCCAAGGUCGAAGUGAGAUGGUUCAAGGAUGGGGUGGAGGUGGAGCAGAAUGAGAAGUGCACAAUGGAGGUGGACGGAAGACACAGGAGGCUGGCCAUCCGGCAGGUUGCAGUGGGGGACCGAGGAACUUACCUGUGUGACGCAGUUGACGAUUCAGUCAAGUUUGAAGUGGCCGUGUCUGAGCCUCCGAUAAGAAUCAUCAACAGUUCCUCUCCAGUAUUAAGUGUACUGACUGGGGAUGAAGUUGUCCUAUCAUGUGAGCUAUCACGGCCCAAAGUUGAAGUGAGAUGGUUCAAGGAUGGGGUGGAGGUGGAGCGAAACGAGAAAUCCACAAUGGAAAUGGAUGGAAGACGCAGAAGGCUGACCAUCCACCAGGUUACAAUGGGAGACCGAGGGAUGUACCUGUGUGACGCAGUCGACGACUCGGCCAAGUUUGACGUGAACGUGUCCGAGCCUCCAGUAAGAAUCGUCAACAGUUCGUCUCCGGUGUUGAGUGUACUGACCGGGGAUGAGGUUGUCCUGUCAUGUGAGCUCUCUCAACCCAAGGCUGAGGUGAGAUGGUACAAGGACGCAUUUGAGGUGAAGCGGAGUGAGAACUGCACAUUGGAGGUGGACGGAAGAUGCAGGAGACUGACCAUCCACCAGGUUACAGUUGGGGACAGAGGGAUAUACCUGUGUGAUGCAGUUGACGACUCAGCCAAGUUUGAAGUGACCGUGUCUGAGCCUCCGGUAAGAAUUGUCAACAGUUCGUCUCCGGUGUUGAGUGUACUGACUGGGGCUGAGGUUGUCCUGUCGUGUGAGCUCUCUCAACCCAAGGCCGAGGUGAGAUGGUACAAGGAUGGGGUUGAGGUGAAGUGGAAUGAGAACUGCAGGAUGGACGUGGAUGGAAGAUGCAGAAGACUGACCAUUCACCAGGUUACAGUGGGGGAUGGAGGAAUAUAUCUGUGUGAUGCGGUUGACGACUCGGCCAAGUUUGAAGUGACUGUGUCCGAGCCUCCAAUAAGAAUCGUCAACAGUUCCUCCCCGAUAUUGAAUGUACUGACUGGGGGUGAGGUUGUCCUGUCAUGUGAGCUGUCACGGCCGAAGGCCAAAGUGAGCUGGUUCCAUGACGGGCUGGAGGUGGUGCAGAACGAGAAGUGCACAAUAGAAAUGGAUGGAAGAUGCAGAAGGCUGACCAUCCACCGGGUUACACUGGGAGACCGAGGGACGUACUUGUGUGACGCAGUUGACGACUUGGCCAAGUUUGAAGUGAAUGUUUCUGAGCCUCCUGUAAGAAUCGUCAACAAUUCCCCUCCAAUGUUGAGCGUACUGACUGGGGGCAAGGUUGUCCUCUCGUGUGAGCUCUCACGGCCCAAGGCGGAGGUGAGAUGGUACAAGGAUGGGAUUGAGGUGGAGCAGAGUGAGAGGGCCAUGAUGGAGGUGGAUGGAGGACACAGGAGACUGACCAUCCACCCAGUUAUAAUGGGCGAUCGAGGGACAUACCUGUGCGAUGCAGUUGAUGACUUGGUCAAGUUUGAAGUGACUGUGUCCGAACUGCCGCUUAAGAUAAUCAGACGGAGUAAGGGUCCGGCAGAGCACAAAUAUCUGACCUCUGAGGACUUUACACUUCAAUGCGAGCUGUCUCGGUCGGAUGGUGUUGCCAAAUGGUACAAGGACGGGGAGAAGGUGGUGGAAAACAAGAGGAUCUCCAUCAGAAAGGAGGGAAUGUUCCAGUCGCUACGGGUUCUGGAUGCUGAUACAACAGACACUGGAGAAUACCUCUGUGAUGUCCAGAGUGACAGCAUUGUAUUCAAAGUGUGUGUGGAAGGAACACCACAUCCAUCCUCAAGUAGGGUGACCACAACUGGACAAAGUAUGCCAGAGCCACCGAUUAAGAUAAUUAGACAGACAGAGGGUCCAACAGAGCACAACUACCUGACCUCCGAGGUCAUUACACUCCAGUGUGAGCUAUCUCGGCAGGAUGGUGUUGCCAAAUGGUACAAGGAUGGGGAGAAGAUGGUGGAAAAUGAGAGGAUCUUCAUUGGGAAUGAGGGAACAUUCCGAUCACUGCGGGUACUAGAUGCUCGGACUACAGACUCGGGAGAGUACCUCUGUGAUGUCCAGAGUGACAGCGUUGUAUUCGGAGUAUGUGUGCAAGAGCCACCGGUUAAGAUAAUCAGACAAACUGAGGGUCCAGCAGAGCACACGUACCUGACUUCAGAGAACAUUAUGCUCCAGUGUGAAGUGUCACGGCUGGAUGGUGUUGCCAAAUGGUACAAGGACGGGGAAAAAGUGGUGGAAAAUGAGAGGAUCUCCAUUGGGAGGGAGGGACUUUUCCGAUCACUGCGGGUACUGGAUGCUCAGACAACUGACUCUGGAGAAUACCUCUGUGAUGUCCAGAGUGACCGCAUUGUAUUCAGAGUGCAUGUGGAAGAGCCACUGGUUAAGAUAAUCAGACACUUUGCAUGUCCAGCAAAGCAGAAGUACCUGACCUCUGAGGACUUUGUGCUCCAAUGUGAGCUAUCUCGGCCAGAUGUUGUUGCCAAAUGGUACAAGAAUGGGGAGAAGGUGGUAGAAAAUGAGAGGAUCUCUCUCAGAAUGGAAGGAACGUUUCGGUCACUGCAAGUUCUGGAAGCUCAAGUGACAGACUCAGGAGAGUAUCUCUGUGAUGUCCAGAGUGAUAGCAUUGUAUUCAGAGUGCACGUGGAAGAGCCACCGGUUAAGAUAGUCAGACAGACCAAGGAUCCAGCUGAGUAUAAGUACCUGACCUCCGAGGAUAUUACCCUCCAGUGUGAACUGUCUUGGCCAGAUGGUAUUGCCAAAUGGUACAAAGACAGGGCGAAGGUGGUGGAAAAUGAGAGGAUCUCCAUGGGAAGGGAAGGAACGUUCCGGUCUCUGCAGAUAUUGGACGCUCGGACAACAGAUUCUGGAGAUUACCUCUGUGAUGUACAGAGCGAUAGCAUUGUAUUCAGAGUGCGUGUGGAAGAUCCUCCUGUAAUGAUUGUUGGAAGCUCCCAUAUCUCGGAAGAUCGCAGUUUCGUUGAGUCUGAGACCAUUGCUAUGACAUGUAAACUAUCCCAUCCAGAUAUGCAGGUUCGCUGGUACAAGGAUGGGAUUGAGCUGCAGCCCAGUGACAAAAUCAGGAUCGAGUCACGGGGUCUGAUAAGGGAGCUGAUGAUCUUCGACUCUGAACCAUCCGAUUCUGGACAAUAUGUCUGUGAUGCUGACUCAGACAAACUGACCUUUAAAGUGACUGUCACAGAGGCCCCAGUGUUGUUUACAAACAAGGAGAAACAUCCGGAAGAAGUUUAUGCCAAUGAGAAUGGACAGGCUGUGCUCGCAGCCAUUGUCUCCAAGGAGCCAGCCAAUGUCACUUGGUAUCGCCACAAGGAGCAGGUGACCAAGGGGGAAAAGUACGAGAUGAAGAAUGAGUCGCGUGUGCACAGUCUGAUCAUCAAGAAUGUCCUGAAGAAUGAUUCUGGGUUCUACAUCUGUCGCUCCACAGAUGAUGAGAUGAUCUUCAAUGUGAACAUGACUGAGCUGCCACUCAUAUUUGUGCUGAAGCUGGAGGACGUGUGCAUUCAGAGAGACGGCUCCAUCACCCUAUGGUGUGAACUCAACAAGGUGAAAGGUGACGUCAUGUGGCUGAAGGAUGGGAAGGAGGUCCGUCCCAGUCGCAAGCACAUCAUCCGAGCUGAGGGGCGACUGCGAUCCUUGACCCUGUGCAAAGCAACACUUGACGACGAGGGUGAAUACUCGUGCGAGUCUAAGGAUGACAGGACAGUGGGAAGAGUGUCCGUGAGAGUUCCCCGGGUCGUGGAGUUCAUCUCCGAUCUCCGCAGUAUCACUGUGCUGGAGGGAGAUGACGCUAAGUUCAAGUGCAUGGUGUCCCCAGAGGAUGUGAGGCUGUCCUGGCAAGUGCACGGCAUGGAAGUCCCACCAGGCAGCACGAAAUAUGUGACCUCACGAAAUGGUCUGUGUCACAUGCUGCUGAUACAGGACUGCCAGCUUACAGAUAUUGGCCAAGUGAUAGCAGAGGCUGAGGGAAUUGUCUCCACUGCCAACCUUCAGGUGCAAGAGACCCAGGUUGUGUUCACCAGGAAGCUGGUGAGCGUGGUAACAGAAGAGCGGCAAGAUGCUACUUUUGAAGUAGAGGUAAGCAAUGAGUCAGCCGAGGUCCAGUGGAUGAAGCAGGGAGUGGUCAUCCAGUCCAGUCCAAAGUUCAUUCUGCAGCAAGACGGCAGGACCAGGCGGCUAAUUGUAUGUGACACUGUGUUCUCUGACCGAGGGAAUUACCGCUGUGAGACCCUGCAUGACAGAACACAGGCCAAACUCAUCAUUGAACCUCGAAGGAUAUCAGUGAGGAAGCCUCUGGAGGACAUGGAGAUCUUUGAGAAGGAAGCAGUCACCUUCCAGGUGGAAUUAUCCCACCCAGACGUUGAAGGCAUGUGGAUCAAGGAUGGAAUACGAGUGAAGCCCAACAACAACCGGCGGAUCAGCUGCACAGGAAAAGUCCAUAGCCUCACACUGUCCGCACUGACACUCGAGGACUCAGGCACUGUCACAUUUCAGGCCGACAAUGUCCGCAGCAUCUCACGGAUAACAGUCAGAGAACCCCCAGUCACAUUCCUGAAGGAGCUAAAAGAUCUGCGGGUUCCAGAAACUACUGCCGUCAUCUUGGAGUGUGAGCUGUCCCGGCCCAAUGUAGAGGUCAUCUGGUAUAAGGACGACUUGGAAAUGAAACCCAAUAAAAACGUCCGGAUUUACUCAAUGGGGAGGAAGCGGAUUGCUCAGUUGGGGAAGUGUGAAGUUCAAGAUUCUGGAACUUAUUCCUGUGACGCGGGUGAAUGCAAAACCUCGGGCAAGCUGGAGGUGUUUGAACAGGAAAUUCAGAUUGUGAAGGAGCUAGAGGAUCAGGAAGUUCGAGAGAACAACAAUGCAGUCUUCGUCUGUGAAGUGUCCCAUGCAGAAGUGAAGAGUGAAUGGUUACAGAAUGGAAAUAGAAUCAAAUCAAACAGCAAUGUCAAAAUUAGACAGGAGGGGACCAAACAUUUCCUGCUGAUCUACAAGGUGAGGGCAGAGGAUGCUGGAGAAAUUCGAUUCAGAGCCAAGAAUGCCGAGUCUGUCGCUCGUCUAGAUGUCAAUGAAUUGCCAGUCAAGAUUGUAAAGCCUCUGCGGGACAAGACUGCACUGGAGAAACACAAGGUCAUCUUGGAGUGUAAAGUUUCCAAGCCACAUGCCCAUGUAUGUUGGUACCGGGGGGAAGAAGAACUGUAUGCCAGCAGCAAGUACGAGAUCUGCAGCGAGGACUGCUACCGGCAGCUGGUCAUCCAUGAUGUCAGCUUCGAGGAUGAAGACACCUACACCUGUGACGCCUUUGAUGACUGCUCGUCUGCCAAGGUACUUGUGGAAGAGCAAGCCAUUCUGAUAAUGAAGGAUCUAGUGGACAUGGAGGUGACAGCCCCUCAUGCAAUCCAGUUGGAAUGCGAGGUGUCAGUGCCUACGAUCAGAGCCCCUCAGUGGAGCCUGAAUGGACAGCUCCUUCAGAAUGGGGAUGGGGUCCGCAUUGAAAACAGAGGGACUAUCCAGCGGCUGAUCCUCAGCAACACCUCGCCUGACAUGACCGGAGUGGUGAAGUUCACUGCAGGGAAGGCACGUUGCAGUGCUCAGAUAACUGUCAAAGGUGAAUAGAAGCACUGGGUUGGAACAGAUUCACUCCCCACCUGGGAAUUGAACACACACAAACACAAACACAAACACACACACAUGCUCCAGGAAAACAUUGUCCCUGGACCAUAAUGCCAGUCAUGUUUUGCUGCCUGCUUUAAGGGACUGCUCAAUUCAUCUUCACUCUUUGCUUGAAAAGAGCCAACAUCGCAUGGAGAACUCCUCAAGUCUCCUCCUCCACUCACUGACUCAGGAUAAACCGAGCUGAUGCAUUGAGGAUGGUGUCAACUUCCCUGGAUUGUCCUGGAAUCUUCAGGAAUGAAUCUCCCAGAUGUAGCUGCUCACCAAACCUAGGAGUAACAACAUAGUGGCAGUGUUUCAAAAACACACCGAGUACUAUUUAAUUUUCUAACUCUUGAGUUAUAAAAAUGUCAGAGAUUUGGGCAAAAGGCACAAUCGAUUAAGUUGAAAAUCAAGUUAGCUGAUUUAUCUGGGUUGUUGCUGCUUGGGGCUCCAGGGGGUCACAUUUGGACCCAGGUUUUUCUUGGGUUGAGAGGGGGAAUAUAAACCUUUCCUUGUCAGAAUGUCCUUGGAGAGAGAGAGAGAACGUAAUGUCCAGUUUGCUUCAAGCAUUCUAUGACCAGCACAGUAAGGAUGAGGAUGCAUAUACCCCUCCCAUCCACCAAAAGUAACAUUGUCGGAAUUGAAUUUGUCGUUUUCCUUUGACCUUUGUUACAGUGAUCCUUAGGGGAUGUCAAUUUGAAUUUUAACUUCACCACCAUCUUAUUUUUAAAAUAACAUCCAAGGUCCCAGCACAGAGUCACUAUCCAGCCAGAAGCUUGACUGUAAUGCACCUUAAGUUCAAAUUGUAUUGUGAUACACACACACACACAGCUUAGUCCAUUUGGGCAGCCAAUUACAUCCAGAGCAAGCCAGUAUCUUCUGACCUUUAUUGUGUUACCUACUGACCUCUGUUAUUGCCAACUACUGCGAAUGCUCAGCAUUCAAGAUCCUGGAUCCUGAUCCAAGUUAGCUUACCUGCUCUGCCAUAUACAUACUCUUGGAUCUUCACUGACCAAAUUUCCUUUUAUCCGUUCUGUGUGGGCUCCAAAGGUAUUGCCCCCACCUAUACCUAAUCAUCCUCCACAGCCAUGACAAAGUCACCUAGUCAUCACUAGUCUCUAAACCUGUCUCAGUGCACCGACCGAAAACCCUCAUCCAUGCUUUUGUUUCCUUCAGCCUUCACAUUUCCAAUGCAUACACAUCGACUCUUCCAUUUUCUGCAAUCUCUAGAUUAACUGACGUUCUGCUGCCUGUGUCCUAAUUUGCACCAAGUCGUGUUCAUCUGACACUCCAAUUUUGGAAAUAUUCAUUUGGUACUCCCCAGAUCGAAGCUGCUAGAAUUUGAGAUCUUCGAGGUGGUGUUUCCCAUUGAAUUUAAUGUUUUCCCUGACACUGGACUCAGUGUUGUAUUGUCAUCAUUAGUACUCUUUCCUGACCUUUCUCUCCACCUCAUCUUACCUUCACAUCAUCCCAGAGUUUGUGCCUUCAGCCUUAGUUCCUUUACCUCUUUCAAGACUAAACCAACUUUAAAACCCAGAUCAGUGACCAAACUUACGGUUGCUCUUUCCUAAUUUCUCAUUUGUCUCUGUCCCCAUUUUUAUGAACCCCUUUGAUCUCCAAGCAUGCCAUUUGCCUUGUAUAUUAAUAAAGGAAUAACAGUGUGGAAUCUUCACACACACCACCAGCAUUAUACCCCAGCAAAAACCUUAGUGAUGCACUGGUUAGCAGACAUUAUGAAUUGAUUGUGUUUAUUGUGGUUGUUGUCCAGGGAUCUUCACAGUGCUUGAUUCCAGUCAGCAAUACAAUUGGUUUGUGAUGCUGUUACCUCCUUAUAAAAAAAUGUUGCACCA